UAACCAAGCUAAGCUUUUAAAGCUAUGAGAAGCUCAUUUCCCGUUUCAUUUCCGUCCCAUUAGUUCCAACGUCAGCGUCCUUACGUGGGCCCCUUCUAUUCGCUUCUUCUUAAUAACGGCGCCGUCAAAUUCCCCGUUUCCACCUUCCCCCCGUCUCUGUUAACAGGCUCAUCAGGGCUGGACCACCACAGCCACCGCCACUAACAAAAACCGACUGCACAAUCCAGACCCUCCCUUCACGAUCACAAUUUCCUCGUCUCACCACACACGAGCCCGCACACACAUUCUUCUCUCGCGCCCGUCUCAUUCUCUCGUUUACAUUAACCAAAUCGCGAGAGCGUAACCUUUGAAAGACAUGACGAGGAAGUGCCGAAAAAUUGAGCAGAUUAACGCUGUCAUGGAGAUGGCUCGGGUGAGCAUGAUCGCCGGCGCUCGGGCAGCAUUAGCUGCAACUUCAUCCGCAACUACACGCAAGAGGAGGAAGCCUAACAGCGACGAACAUCUCAAAUUUUCUGUAGGAUCAUCCUUUGUUCAGCUUAACAGUAGGAGUCCGGUCAUCACUCCAUCAGAAACCACGCUAUUGCCGCCGGCGGAGUCAGAGGCACGCUGCAGCAGCCUUCACACCUAUGAAUUCCCGGACUCUUGUUGUUCCAGCAACGGAUCCACCGAGCAAGACAAAGAGAGCAUCGGUUUCUUAGAUCUGGAGGUAGAGAGCGCUCAAGUUGAAACGUCGACGUGUAAUUGCAGCGCCGACGAAAGGAGAGACAUGAGCGUCACGAGCGAGCUCCGAGCCAAGUCAGAAGACAUGGAGUCGGCGGAGAAACCGAAGGAAAAGCUCAUAACGGAGGCGAAUUCCCACCAUAAAUCCAAGGGGAAGAAGAGGCCAACAGAAUUGGAGCUGGAAGAAUUCUUCGGUGCUGCCGAGAAAGACAUUCAAAAACGGUUUGCGGAGAAGUACAAUUAUGAUAUUGUGAACGACGUGCCCCUGGAAGGACGCUACGAGUGGGUUAAGUUAAAGCCAUAAACACUCUCUUCUCCGCAGCCAGCCUUCCGUAAUGAAGAUAGCGAUCCACGACGCCAGUUUCUGACAUUAUGCUUACGUUUAGUUUAGGUAUUUCAAUUCCUCUUUUGUUUGGUGUACAGAUUGCUUUAUGGUCAGGCACUAUUAGAAUUCUCCUACGUUUGUUCUUUGUACGGGUUGUACGGACAAGCAGGCUUGCGCAGAAUUGUAAAUUCCCACGGUGAAGAACAGACGGUUUGAAUAACAGAAUUCUAGCGUCCAUUUUCCUUGACCUCCCAAAUAUUCGCGUCUGUUUCUCUGUGAUAUCUUUUGCAGAUCCUUCCUCUACAACCUGCAAGGUACGAGAAAAGUCAGUGACAGUAUCUCCUUUUUCUUUUUCUUUUAUUUUAAAAUUAUUUUCCUUAUCUCAUGAUGUUAAUAUCCUUUAUCUAUCUUUAUUGUCUUUUUCCUUGGGUUUUA
Molecule: messenger RNA, 1480 nt
Organism: Neltuma alba
Lineage: Eukaryota; Viridiplantae; Streptophyta; Magnoliopsida; Fabales; Fabaceae
Product: cyclin-dependent kinase inhibitor 7
Exons: 4
Coding region: 356-1024 (222 amino acids)
Biological process (GO): negative regulation of cyclin-dependent protein serine/threonine kinase activity
Cellular component (GO): nucleus
Molecular function (GO): cyclin-dependent protein serine/threonine kinase inhibitor activity
Source: RefSeq, a predicted model, not a curated record